This is a messenger RNA of Lindgomyces ingoldianus, 2871 nucleotides long. RefSeq lists its product as uncharacterized. Bases 8 to 2569 code for a protein of 853 amino acids. The transcript has 5 exons. The record is from RefSeq and is a predicted model, not a curated record. Lineage: Eukaryota; Fungi; Ascomycota; Dothideomycetes; Pleosporales; Lindgomycetaceae. Gene Ontology annotation, molecular function: RNA binding.
AGCAUACAUGACCAGUCCGCCACAGCAAGCAGAGCACAUUCGCGGCAAGACCCUCACGCCCGAGUCGCCGAAGCCCGUCCACUACCCUUCACCCUCAAAUAUCCCCAUUCUUGAGACUCAAAUGGACCCCACUAUGUUCAAUGACGCCGCACUCAACAUCGGCACCCCAGCCUCGUACCAGUCGUACCCUCAUACCCAAACGCCGAGCGCCCAAUCGUCAACCUCAUACUACCCCGACCAGCAACCCGCGCAAUCUUUCCAGAACGUGGCAGCAAAUGGCGCUGCUGUGGGUGCAGUCCCGCCUGAGUACUCUCAGUCUACGGGGUACAACGGGAGUUCGCAGACUCAAGAUACUUCAAUCCACAAUUUCGCAUCUCAGAUCUCAGCCCAAGCACCUGCUCCUUCGUACAGUGAGGCAAAAUCCACGCCCGUUCAAGACAGUCGGUCGCUGUAUCCCAUGCCCUAUGAGUCCAAUGCGUACCCCACUCAACAGCCCCAAUCCCAGCCUGCGACCGGCAAUCACUAUCACACACAGACCAACAACAACAACAACAUCAGCAACAACAACAACAACAACGACGACGACGGUAGCCGUGUUAAUUAUCAAGCCCUAUUCGAUCAUCUGUCUGCUCCUGCUGCGAACAGUGCCAACAUUGAGCGAUAUGCUACUCCAUCCGUUCCUUCCCAGUCACAAGGCCAAACCCCCAUUUCCUCGCUACCAGCGCCUUCCAAUCUUCCCCCGCGACCCCCUCCCCAGGAGAAACCUGUCACACACCCUAACUAUAACCCAAAUGAUGACAUAAGGUCAUACCACCCACAUAGUCAGAAUCAGAAACCGCAGAAUAGCCAAUUUCGUAGUGCGGGUCAAUUGCAGCCUUUAAAUAUCCGGCCUAGCUCUAGCAAUCCCCCAUUGGAACCCUUUUCUGCCACUCGAUCGAAUCAAAGCCCAAGCACACCGGGAUACGGCCAUCGACAGUCAAUCGAUCUCCGCAGCGCCACACCUGACGAUGAAGACGCCCGCUGGCCCCCAGAAAUCAACAAAUUGUACGAGGAAUUUUUGGAAGAUGAGAGGAAAUUUGUGACCGAUGGUCAAUGGGACCAAUUUCCCAUGGGAUCGCGCCUAUUCAUUGGCAAUCUCCCGACGGAGAAGGUGACGAAGCGAGACAUCUUCCACCGCUUCUAUCGCCACGGCAAACUCGCUCAAAUAUCAAUAAAGCAGGCAUAUGGAUUCGUGCAAUUUCUAGAUUCUGGUUCGUGUUACAGGGCAUUGCAUACCGAACAAGGGCAGACCGUGCGAGGAAGGAAGAUGCAUCUUGAAAUAUCGAAACCCCAGCGGAACACUAAGAAGGCGGAUGGGAAUGCAAAUGACAAAAACGGAGUGCGUCGACGCUCUCGUUCGCCAGACUAUACGCGGGGAGGCACGGGUUCUAGUCAGAGGAACAUGGACCGAUAUUCCGGAAGCCAGAGCGCAAUGUCUCCAAGAGACCGGGACAACCGGAGGUUCCGCGACGACUACCGCCCUAUACGCUCUCCCUCACCCCAGCGUGGCAGUCGCGGCAUGCGCGGCAGGAAUAGGAGCCCCGAUCGGUAUGAUGGGCGGAGGAGAAGUAGGUCGCGCUCACCGCGUCGGUACCGGAGUCGUUCUCCACGGCGAGACCUGGAUGACGAUCUACCGCUUCCGCGUAGAGCCCCCCAUCAGAUCCCUGAAGUCCAGGUAUUGGUCGUCAAUGAGGGCUUGCCUCGCGAUUUUAUCCGAUGGGUCGAAGACUCAUUCCGGCAGGCAGGUCUACAAAUAGACGUUCUUAUCUUAAGCCCUCGCCUCUCUGAGCCUGCAGUCGUGCGGCGGCAGAUCUUGGAAGGAGUCCUCGCAAUUGUGAGACUUAACACCGCAACACUUGCCAAGAGCAAAGUGAACCUUCAGGUUUUCGAUCGACGAGGAGGUGCGGACAACAUUAAGUUCAAUGAAUAUGCAGACCUUGAGCCAACCGUAGCUGCUGCGCUUGUCAUCAAUGCUAAGCAGGACCAGGCCCAGGCUCAGGCUCAGACUCAAGCCCCGCCAGUCCAGCCAGUCCAACCGACAGCCCCUCACCAGUAUGGCCAAGCUUUCAGUAAUCCUCCUGCUCCAGCGCCCUCGUAUACACCUACUCCGCAUGCCCCUAACCAGUACCCUCCUACCCCGACGAGCAACGCUGGCAACCUCUCGAAUCUCAUAUCCUCCCUCGACCCCAAUGGCCUCCAGCAACUUCUAGGUGCCAUAUCACAAAAUGGUCAAUCCCAGCCUCCUCAGCCUCCUCCAACGGCACCCACGCCAGACCUUGCACGCCUUCUUGGAUCUGUAUCGGCCCCUCCCACCCAGACUCCCGCGUACCCGGCUCAGACACAGUACCCUCCUCCCCAAACAUACCCUAAUACGUAUCAAAACCCCACACUCGCUUCUCUACUUGGUAGCCAGCCCCCAGUGCAACCAGCUCCACCCACAGCACCUAUUCGAACUCCCACACAGGCCAGGCCAACUGGCCAGCCAGACAUGAACGAGAUUAUGGCGCAAUUGGCGAGAUAUCAACGGUAGUACUCCCCGUGAUAUAGACUUUUGCCCGUCGAGGACGGACUUGCCACAGUGAUUCAAAGUACAGAUUUGGUCAUGCUUGUCAAAUAUUCUUGCUUCAUUCCUCGAUUGGACACCUGGCGAAUUUACCUCUUCAUCCACCCUCUAUCUCUCGAACCAGACACCUGAUGUUAGGCUCCCUGGCCUAUCAUAAUCUCUGUUUUCUUGUUAGCUUUCGCUCAUUGGCGAGGCGUUCCGGGACAAUACGUGAAGGGACUGCCGGCAUUUUGUUGCAGGGUGCAUCUUUGCUCCUGCUCAUUGUCUGG